Messenger RNA from Alligator sinensis (Chinese alligator), 1996 nucleotides. RefSeq lists its product as uncharacterized. The transcript is spliced from 3 exons. Gene Ontology annotation, cellular component: membrane. NCBI's taxonomy places the organism in Eukaryota, Metazoa, Chordata, Crocodylia, Alligatoridae. Gene Ontology annotation, molecular function: transmembrane signaling receptor activity. The record is from RefSeq and is a predicted model, not a curated record. Bases 1 to 1455 code for a protein of 484 amino acids. Gene Ontology annotation, biological process: toll-like receptor signaling pathway; immune response; inflammatory response.
AUGGUGCAAAAAUCUCCUCAGAAGAGGAGGGGUUCCAAGCUAGCAACCUACGAAAGCUGGAACAGUGCACCAGGGGCCCAGAAAGACAACUCCCCAGGGUCUGUGAUGGAUCUGGAUGCAGAGGCUGAACCCCUACUAGACAGAGAUGCAGGGGAGGCCAGCUCUUCCCAGUCCACCACUGCAGGAAUCACAGUGUAUCAAGAAAUACAGACACCCCUUGAGGUGCCAGCCCUGACAGCCCACGAGACUCACCACAUCUUCAUCAGUUACAGCAGCACAGACGCAGCCUGGGCCCGGGGACUGAUUCAGAAGCUGGAGGCCACCCUUCCUGAGCUGAAGGUGUGUUUCCAUGAGCGGGAUUUCAUGCCAGGCAAAACCAUAAUUGAGAACAUGGUUGAGUCCAUCCAGGGAAGCCAGAAGAUCCUCUUAGUCCUUAGCCCAGACUUUGUCCAGAGCAGGUGGUGCUUGCUGGAGGCCAACCUGUCCGUCUUCCGAGACUGCAUUGAAAGGAAGCCUGUGAUCCCUGUCAUGCUGCAGACCUGCUCUGUCCCACUGCACCUCACCCACCUGACCUACCUCGAUGCCAGUGAUGUGCACUUCUUUGACAAAGUCAGCAAGGUGAUCUGCACUCCCAAUCACCAGAUGCAGAAUGCCACCAUGGUGCCUUACAACCCCCCAUCCCUCUACAACGGGAAAGCUCUGCUGACCUUACAUGCAGUUAAUGAGGGCUUCCUACUGAAACGGUCAGGGGGUAUAUUCAGUGAUGUAGUCCCUGACCAGCUGAUCAUGGUGAGUGAUGAUCCUGCGUCAUACAGGGCAGCCAUCCAGAUGAUUAAUGAGAUUUCCUCUAGGACAGUCCCCUGUUCUCCUGCCAUCUGUUUUUUUGUGACUUGUGCCUGUCUGCUUGUCACCUUAAUAUUUUCCUUUUUUAUCAUUCUCAACAGAAGUCUGGACAAUUCUUCAUUUGUGUCAGAGCGUGAUUCAGUUGGGUAUAUGUUGCUCGCUCUGAUCGUAUUCACUAUUGUUGCACUUGGCAGCUGCAUUUACCACUACACAGCUAAAUUACCUAAUGUGAAACUUCUUGAAAUGUCCCAAGCUGCUGGCCUGGCCAACUACCUGCUGCAGAAGAGCUCCCUACUGAUGGGGUGCAAGUCCCGCGUGGAACUUCAUUUUGUCUACAUGUCCCUGGAGGGGUGUAGGAAGGAGUUUGCUGACACCUUUGGGGAGAGCAGCCCCUCUGCUUUAGAGAUGUUCCAAAGAGCCCUGCAUUAUUUCUCCUCUGAUUAUGCCUGCUGUGUAGCCAAGAAGUAUUUCCACUUCUCCUGGGCAGGGGGCAUGCCAGGGCACUGGGAUAAGGGGCCUUGUUUCUGCCAGUUUGUUUCUCACUGUGUGAGGGAAGGGUCCUGGUACUGGAAUGCUUCUUCUCACUCAGAAAGGAGAGUGAGAGAGAGAUAGGAUUUGAUUCAAAAUGGGGAUAUAGACGCCAGGCAGGAAAUUUGUUCUGGUGCUGGUUAUUUAAAUACCUACCCCUUCUUUGUUAAGGAUGAAAUCUUUGUGCAUGGGGGAAGAAAGAAUUCUCCUCUAGUUCCAUUAUCCCACCAAGGGAACAAUAUGCCUGAGGCCAAGCCAGGGACCCUCAGACAACCUUCCUGCUAUACAGGAUGUCAGAGUAUGGGCUAUUGAUGUGUCUAACUGAAACACCACAAGGACAGGUACAGAUUCAGGACUCAGAUUAAGUAUACAUUAGAGAUAUGUGUCUACAGCUGUAUGGGCUGACUGUUCAAAAUAAAAACAAUAUGUGGUAGUCUGGGAAAAUAGAGCAAAAUUUGCAGGUCAAGGCUACCAAUAUUGGGCUAGACCAUAUACAGAUAAUAAUUUUUUUGUAAAGUGCUAAUAGUAGUUAAAUGCAACAAUUGCAGUAACUUGGGGCAUUUGUACCUAUGCAAGCUCCACAGUGCUGGGUGCUUUGAGAACUGCGUUGCUUGCAGUUGUAUAC